Messenger RNA from Aedes albopictus (Asian tiger mosquito), 6827 nucleotides. RefSeq lists its product as uncharacterized. The coding region runs from base 1658 to 2830 and encodes 390 amino acids. The transcript is spliced from 2 exons. The record is from RefSeq and is a predicted model, not a curated record. NCBI's taxonomy places the organism in Eukaryota, Metazoa, Arthropoda, Insecta, Diptera, Culicidae.
AUCGAAUUCAAGUUGUUUAAGUUUAAAUUGCUCUUCUCCCCAAAAAGCAUGGAACCAUCCACCGAGAGGAAUAUGUCGAUGGCACAUUGAUUGGAAUGAAUACCCCAUCGACAGGCACAGCUUCAAAGUGGUUAUUUUGACGCAUCGAUCUUGUGGGUUGGACCACAAGGAAUUUGAUGUAACGGUAAUUCUAGUGCCAAGUUUUCGAAGCAAUUUGACUGGAGCAAAUCUUCGAUUCAAGUACUUGCGAUGAGGUAAAGUGCACCACCACAACAACUAGAUGCGGUCAUUACAGACUUCUUUUUUUUGUUGAGACUUUUCUCUUUCACUUCUGUUUUGCUGGGGAUUUCCAAGGUUAUUUUUGUAGAUGCUGCUGUGCUGAAUUUGGCUUUUUCUGGUGAUUUGGAUUCAACCGUCUCACACUUUUGGAAAAAAAGCAUUUGUCCGGCGUGAUGGUUUUCUCGGUUUAAUUGAAUUAACGAAAAACGUUCAGCAUACUCAGUUUACCCAAGGAAAGAGGCGCUUUUGACAUGGUGCAUGUUCAUUAGGCCAUCAGUUUUUUUUUCUGUUGGGUCGAUGGUAACUGCUCAUCGAAACCUGCGGCGUAAGUAAUGUGAGCGGAAACCAAUUCGUCAUGUGCUGGCGAUGUGGUCCAAAAACAUAUAUUGCUCUUUCCCUUCUUCUUUGGCAUAAAUAAAAAAAAUGAUGAUGUGAGAACUUGGCGGGUUUUUACUGCGUGAGAGUAUAACGUUAAUGGUAUUUCAGAGCUUUCCAAAGAAUUAUAUAUGGCCUUGAAUGCGCCGACAACAAAUUUACAUUCAACUUAAUCAUAUAAUGAUAUAAUGAACAGAUUUGUUGUUUACUUCGCACCUGACAUUCGUGGGUAUUAAUUCAUCAUCUUCGUUUAAAGCAAGAAAUUCGUGGGGUAUAUGUGCCGCGAUAAUUAAUAAACUCAAUUCAAAAUAAUAAAAAAUACUAAAACAGUCUUAUCAUCUCUCGACGAAUGAUGUAAAAAUAAGUUGAUGACAAGUUUUGUGUUAACAAAAUUUCAUGUCUAUGCUCACAGGUAUAAGAAGGCCGGCUCAAACCUGGCACGUUACCCUCUUUUUGGGAUAUUUGUGCCAUUGCCUACGAAGAGCCUAUCCCAUCAUCGGAAAAUUGGGAUUUGGAUGGAGAUACACACGGAAGAAGAACCAGGAGGACGCCUCCUGGUUCAAAAUAGGGUGGAAGAAGAAGAGGAAGAAGAAGAGGAAGAAGAAGAGGAAACCGUUGAAGCGUAGGGGCACUAGACGAGGUAACUAAGGAAGUAUUCCGACGUGAGCGAAACCUACUCGGUUUAAACUGGUGUAAGCUGGUAGCGGUGCUCUCGCUUGCGUGCGAUGCGACCAUGCCAUGCCUUAUGCAAGUGCACCCUAGAAAUGGGAGACCACCGGCUUACUGGUGGACUCAAGCACUUACGGAAUUGCACUGCGCCUGUUUACGGGCUAGGCGGCGGAUGCAGCGAGAACGGAAUGAGGAAGAGCGAAAUGAACGGCGGGAGGUGUUCGCCGCAGACAAAGUCGCGCUGAAGACCGAGAUAAGGGUAACCAAGCAAGAACCCCUGCUAUGAGCAUCUCUGCCAGAGUGCCAAUGCGAAUCCGUGGAGCAGUCUCUAGAGAUGUUGAAAGAGAUCAUCGAGAAGCUUUUUCCGCGUCAUGAUCCUAGUCGUUGGCCUCAUUUCGUAGGACAGCUGGGGACCGGUGUUGGUGAUGAGAAAAGUGUCACCGAUGAUGAACUUGCGGGGAUUGCAAAGCCCCUUAGCGUAGGUGAGCCCCCAGACCCGAACGGCAUUUCAAAGCUGGCCGUAAAAGUAGAUAUUACAGAGACUCCCGGGAUGUUCAGGUCUGUUAUGCAGAAAUGCCUGGACGAGGGAUCUUUCCAGAAGUUUGGAAGCGGCACAGCCUGGUACUUUUGCCAAACGCAGGGAAACCACCCAGAGACCCGUCGGCAUAUAGACCAAUGCUUGAUGUACACGGCGGGUAAGGUGCUCGAGAAGAUCAUCAUCAGCAGACUGUUGAGACACACUGUGGAUGUAAAUGCUCUCUCGCGCAACCAGUUUGGCUUCCGGAAGGUGAAGUCGACCGAACACUCUAUCAUGUUGGUUACAAAGACCACCGAGAUAGUGCACCUGCUUAAUAGGAGGGGUAUUCGCUACUGUGCAGUAGUGACUCUGGAUGUGAGGAACACGUUCAAUAGCGCCAGUUUAGCGGCUAUUGCCGAUGCGCUCCUGCGUCUGAGGAUACAUACUUGGGUAUCUGUACAAGAUUCUCGGAAGCUACAUCCAGAAUCGAGUACUUACUUACUUACUUUACGACACAGAGGUGGGUCGGAAGUGAUUUCACAUAACCUCAGGAGUCCCACGAUGCUCUAUCCUGGGCCCGAUGUUAUGGAAUGGCAUAUGUACGACGAGUUUUUGAGGCAAAAGUGCUCGGUAGAAGUAGAAAUUGUUGGCCUUGCUGACGACAUUUCACUGCAGGUCUACGGCGCAUGGAUCGAAGAAGUGGAAUCGAAUGCUGCUCUCUCGAUCACAGUUGUAGUGAAGUGGAUGAGCCCCAGGAAACUGAAACAGCACUGCGUCAAACACUUGGGGGUGAUGAUCGUCGAUAAGUCUACCUUCGGUAGUUACGUUGAUAAUGCCUGCAAGAGAGCCUCCACAGCUAUAGUGGCACUGUCCCGAAUGAUGUCCAAUAGCUCUGUGGUGUAUACCAGCACGUGCAAACAUUUGGCUAGUGUCGCCUCGCCCAUACUUGGGUGUGGCGGCCCGGCGUGGCGCGCGGCGCUAAGUAGAUAACGAAAGCUACCGUGGUGAGCUUGAAAGCACUUAUAAGCUAAUGUGCCUAAGUAUCACGCUGAGGAUCUGGUAUCGAAUCCCACUCCCGACAAACUCGCAAAAUGUGAGUUCUUCCUCCGGAAGGGAAGUAAAAUGUGGGUCUCGAGAUGAACUAGCCUAGGGCUAAAAAUCUCGUUAAUACAGAUAAAAAAAAUAUGCCUAAGGGAUGCGAACGCGUACCGUACCGUGCCACACGGUGCACUCUGCGUUAUCACUGGUAUGGUGCCUAUCGGUAUCCUUAUCGGGGAGGACAUAGAGUGCUUCCAAAUGCGCGGCAUACGCAGGACUGUUACGUUGGCCUCCAUGGGUUAAUAGCAGCGCACGUGGGAUAUUUCCACCAAAGGAAGGUAGACCUACAGGUUGAUUCCGAGAAUAGAUAGUAGGGUUAACAGGGGAAUGGGGCAAUGACAAUGGGGAAGUAACUUUCCACCUGACUCAGAUCCUUUCAGGCCAUGGUUGCUUCCGACAGUAUCUACAUCUUUUCGGUCAUGCGGUUUCUCCUGAAUGGCCGGUUUGUGCUGGUUUAGAGAUAACGGUGAAACACGUUUUGUAUGUGUGCUCGCGUUUUCGCAAAAUGCGUGGCCGCAUGAUUACCACAUGCGGGGAGAAAUCUUGUCCGUAUGUAGUGAUGCGCUUGGCUAGAAUUCCGUUUCAAAGGCUAUCACCCACAUCGUCUUGGAGCUACAGAGGAGAUGGUGCGUGGACUCGGAAAAUGGCUAGUGCAGACGCUAUACAAGAGGUGGUCCAAGGGAUUGGAGUCGGCUACGUAGGUCAUACUGGUGAUCUGCCGUCGAAAUCGACCCUUAUAGCGAUUAAGUGGCCGCGGAGAAAACAUCCUGGUAGCGUUGGUCUACUGGGUUGAACCGGAGCCCGUGGAUGAAAAGGGCUAAGGUGAUAGCCGAUAGGGCCUAAGUUUUCAGAACGUCAACUCGCGGUGCACUUGGUAUCAGUUCUUGAUAUUUCCAGAGCAGCUGAAAGCAGGCGCGCCUAGGCGUGGUGUUGAUCGCCUUACGAGAACAAAGAGAGCAGUAAGGCCAGUCAGGAAACUGGAAACCCGACAGCACAUGAUGUCAUGAUGUUUUUUACUUUGCGUAGCCAUGCACGCAUCUAUCCUCGAGGGUAUCAGAUAUCAGUAGAUCGGCUCCAGAGGCACGUUCUCCUCCAUUAAGGAAAUUUGUGCCAUUAAGGGUGCAAUGACCACUAGCCCCACUUCAAAGCAGUGCUUCCUUGCAGAGUUGAGCUCUCUGUCACUAUCAAUGGUAGGCAAACCGCCGAUUUUGAUAGGCUGACUGCGAUCCAAGUCAGCGUGUCACUUUUCUUUUUCCAUCACAACUGGACUGAUUGCGACGCCGGGUAGAUAUCACUGAAAGGCCAUCUUUAAAUUUCGUUUAAAAAUCGAAAUAAACACUUACUGUGAUGAAAUGAUGGAUAUGUGGUACAGAAUGACAAGUUUUGUUUGAUAGUCAUUAUAAAAUUUAAGUUGUAGUAAAGAUUGGCAAAAAAUCAGUUCAGUUGCUAUGAUAGUGCUCUGGAGUGCGGGACAGUAUCAAGUCGUUGCCGGUCACUAUCGUUUUGAUAUUGAUCGGCCUACAGUGAUAUUGACGGUGGUGCAAAAUCCGUAGUCAACUGACAUGACUGACAUUUCGCAGCUCUGCUUCCUUGUUGGCCCUGGAAAGGCCGAGGGCUAAGCGGCUCCCCUUCGGGUGUAUCAAGUCCAUUUUUGUCGUUGAUGUUGUUGCCAAUUGCACUGAGUUGGUUCUUCUUUUGUUGGUUUUCCGUUGCAAUUGUUUGUUACAAUAUCUGCACAUACCUGACCUAAACAACAUUAACAGUUGAAAUGCUACUUAUUGUUUACUCACUCGUAGCACACAUGUAGCAAUUUCAUCUUUGUAAACGCGCCCAAAAAUGCACCGUGAAGUCCUCCAAUAUCACUUGGGCAAUAAUCAGCUGUGUGGGGAAAAGAAGUUUUUGCAUGUUACUUCUAACUAAGAGAACAAACACUCAGGUUUACAAAACCUAACCAAACCACUCUUCCCGGUGCUAACCACGGUGUUGGACAUCCGACAUGUUUACCCCAAGGUUCCACGAGAAGGUAGGGAUUGAGGUUACAUAGUAAGAGGCGCAGAAUCACUAAAGAGGUUUAUUCUAUGACUUGAGAUACGUUAAGUAUUAUUAAUAUUGACAUUAUUCAUUCUUUGUUUAAUGAAACAUUUUGAAAUAAAAAACUUAAAGUCUUUUUGAUAAGAUACGCAAUACAGCAAUGCAUUUAUCAACCAUCUUCAUGUAACCUUAAUUAUUGAAUAAUGUUUGCCGGGUGGUCUUAUUGUUUUCUUUUCCACUGUACAGUAUACAUAACUUAAAAACAACAUCUUUUGCUAGUUUACCGGCUAUACAUUUUCGGCAUCAUCAACGUCCUUCUAAUGAAAAUGGAAAACAAAAUGGUACAAGUCAUUGUUGUUCCAAACAUUUUCGGAUCGAACAGCCUCGUCCUUAUAAUAUCCAUUAGCAAAAUGUGUUUCCGAAGGACAAACCGAAUAAAGUAAUGGGUUCUGGUUCCCGGUAGAAAUUGAACUAUUUGGUUUGCCAUCUAUUUCUAGAAAAUAAAACACAUGCUUGGUGACUGGUAGGCCAUACCAAGGAACUCAAAAGCUUCAAUAGGCGAUCAUGUUGAUAUCGUAUUAUAAUAAAAAUUGCAAACACCAACAUAUCAGCUGUAUCGUCUUGCAUAAGAAAAAAAACCGCAUACCACCAAUCAUCAAUUAACUGCAGCGACACAUAUUGCUCCAUUUGAUACUUACCGCUAGCAAAACCACUUAAAAUCACUCAUGAUGCUAUUUGAAAAUAGUACGCUCAUCGAGAGAUGCCGGUCAAUUAUCCGAUUACGAGGCAACGAAACGCCAUCUGAAACCGAUACUGCCCAGUCAGUAGCUGCUAAGGCGAGAAUUGGAUUCUCCACUCGUAGGUAGAUACCAUUUUCCUCACCCCAACCGUCGUAGUCGUCGCACAAAUCAGCAUAGCUUACGGAAAGUGAAACCGCAACCUGUAAAAACAAAUGCAGUAGCACCUUGCAAAAGUGCAACAACAUUAGCCAGGGAUAUCAAUUUCUCUGGUGUAGCUCCACCAAUACGUAGCAGCAACACGCGUUCAGGCAUAUCCGAUAUGAAAUUACACGAGACCGCCGCCGCGCCGCGCAAAAGUGUAAUGAGGUUUAAUUGCAGCAUAGCGAAGCUCACACAAAAUUCCUGCCUUGUUUAGGGCGCUCUACUAAUGCUUGCUUGCGGUUGGUUUUGUUUUUACCGGGUGUAUAGAUUACACCACGGCCACCAUUGCUGGGGCUGGAGCUGCUCGGCAGUACCUUUAGAGGGAAUUAUCGGUAACCUUAUGCAAUGACAGAUAACAUGAUGUAACGUAAUUUCGCUGGAGAAAUUCGAAAACGGAAAUUUCAUCUUGACGUGCACUUGAAGGGAUAAUAGUUUCAGUAAACUAAUUGACAACCAUAGAUAAUGCGAUAUUUGUUGUUGUUAUCCGGCUUUAAUGGAGAUUCAUGAAAAAUCGAUUCAUAAUCCACUUUGAGGCAACUUGUUAACAAAUUUACACAGUCAUCUCAUGAAAAGGAUCUAUUUUCCGUUUACAUUGAAUCCCAAUGGAUUGCCUAGAAAUUAAAGCCAAUGUUUUGAGUAUUCCAACGAGCGGUAAACGAAGCAUGAGCGGUGAAUGACGAAUCCACUGUAUUCAAAGGAAGAAGUAUUCACUAGAACACUUCAAUUAACUCCAAUAUCCUGAAAACGUAGCAUAAAAACAUCGGUGGACGUACUAUACUCUAUCUAGCUGUGCGCAUCAUAUGACUUCGCAUAGGUUUGCAAUAGGAAGCAAUCAGUGAAGUACUAGAUUGAAAGUAGUGAGCUGGAUUUUCGUAUGGUGAGAUGAUCAGUUCUCCAUUUCUGUAAUGAAAUGGUAC